AGAGAAAUCUGAAGGAAAAGACCCGCAGCAGAGCCUCUCGCGGCGGCCGAUGUGAGAGGUUUAAAGGCUUCCCAAACUAAACACAAACAUCCUUAAAGCUUUAUUUGACUUCCAUACGUAGACAAACUUCUCCGCUAUCAUUUGAAGUCGUUUUGAUGCUUUAAUAGGUCCUCCAGGUGUGUAUUUUCUACAUUUAUUGGCGAGGAGAAAACACAAAGUGUCUGAGUAUUCCUGCCGCACUGGUGAGCGGCGGGCUGAGUUGAGUCUCCACGGUUCUCAUGGUGUGUUUAAGUUCCUCUCUUGCCGGAGAUUUCUCCAUCAGUCACAUCGGACUAGUCGAGAAUUGAAUCAGCACGAUGGCAGAAGUCGCACCAACCGCCGCCCCGGCUGCCCCAGCCAAAGCACCCAAGAAGAAGGCCGCCAAGCCCGCCAAGAAGAGCGGACCGGGAGCCAGCGAGCUGAUCCUGAAAGCCGUGGCCGCCUCCAAGGAGAAGAAAGGAGUCUCCUACAUCUCCCUGAAGAAGGCGCUGGCCGCUGGAGGCUACGACGUGGAGCACAACGCCGUCCACAUCAAGCGCGCCGUCAAGAGCCUGGUGGGCAAAGGAGCCCUGGUCCAGACCAAGGGAACCGGAGCGUCCGGCUCUUUCAAGGCGAGCAAGACCGCCGAGAAGCCCAAGAAGGUGGUGAAGAAAGUGGUGAAGGCCAAGAAGUCCCCGGUGAAGAAGGCCGCCGCCAAGAAGCCAGCGGCCGCCAAGAAGCCCAAAGCCAAGGCGGCGACCCCCAAGAAGGCCAAGAAACCCGCCGCAGCCAAGGCCGUGAAGAAGGCGACCAAGAGCCCCAAGAAGGUGGUGAAGAAGGCGGCCGCCCCCAAGAAGGCCGCCACCCCGAAGAAAGCAGCCAAGAAGGCGGUUAAGCCCAAAGCCGCUAAGCCCAAAGCCAAGAAGGCAGCAGCAAAGAAACCAGCAAAGAAGUAAACGCAACCUGAUCUUCAUCAACAACGGCUCUUUUAAGAGCCACCCAAAUCACAAAGAGAGCACUUCUCCUGUUCACUGUCUGUGAGGCCGAUUUAUAAACUCAUUAUAACGUGUAAAAUAUAACGUACUUUCACUUAGAAACGUGACGGAAUUAGCUUAAAAUCUGCUGUUUUCAUAGAAAUCAGCGGGAUUUAUAAUCUACCCUGGCAGCCUGUAAGUGAGCAGAGGACACAAAGUACAGACGGUAUAAAGAUUAUACACAUUAUUAAAAUAACUCACAGUUAUAUUAUAGGAUUAUUACACUAUUGGAGAAACUUUACAUCAUUUUAAUUAGAUCAUGGACCAUCUGAUUCAUGUUGCAGUACAUCAGUGGAUUCACUGUCAGU
Morone saxatilis (striped sea-bass) is the source of this 1360-nucleotide messenger RNA. RefSeq names its product histone H1-like. Gene Ontology annotation, molecular function: structural constituent of chromatin; DNA binding. The record is from RefSeq and is a predicted model, not a curated record. The coding region runs from base 357 to 974 and encodes 205 amino acids. The transcript has a single exon. Lineage: Eukaryota; Metazoa; Chordata; Actinopteri; Moronidae. Gene Ontology annotation, cellular component: nucleosome. Gene Ontology annotation, biological process: nucleosome assembly.